AUGGUGAGUGGUUGUUUACAGAAGAGUCUCUACGGACCCAUCUGGCGGUCUCGGUUCGGACCCCUUGACCUGGUCAACGUGGCGUCUCCAGAUCUCAUCACUCAGGUGAUCCAGCAGGAGGGCAAGUACCCAGUUCGGGCCGAGCUGCCCCACUGGAAGGAGUACAGGGACCUGAGGGGACAGGCAUACGGUCUGCAUGUAGAGACUGGACUGGAGUGGUACCGGAUCCGUAGCGUCUUGAACCCUAAGAUGCUGAAGCCACGAGAGGUGUCGGCCUAUGCCCCGGUCAUCCACCAGGUAGUAGGGGAUCUGCUGCAGCGUGUGGAGCUCCUGCGCAGUCGCAGUCCAGACCAGGCCACAGUUCCUGAUGUGGCAGCUGAGCUGUACAAGUUUGGGUUUGAAGGGAUCUGCUCGGUCCUGUUUGAGACUAGGCUGGGCUGUCUGCAGGAGGACGUUCCUGAAGACACUCUGCGCUUCAUCGCUGCAGUUAACAACAUGCUGUCGCUGUCCAACAUCAUGAUCGUAUUCCCCCGCUGGAGCCGCAGCAUCCUGCCCUUAUGGAGGAACUUCGUCCAGGCCUGGGACCACCUGUAUGACGUGGCUCAGAAACUCAUCGAGAAACGAGUGGCUGAUCUCGAAGCUCAGGUGAGCAGAGGGGAGCCUGCAGAGGGGUCUUACCUGGCUUACCUGCUGUCGUCUGACAGACUGAGCCGAGCGGAGGUCUACAUCAGUGUGACGGAGCUGAUGCUGGGGGGCGUUGACACGACAUCUAACACCUUGUCCUGGGCGUUGUACCACUUGGCGAGAGACCCCAAGGCUCAGGACCACCUGUACAACGAGGUGAAUUCUGUGUGUCCCAAGAAACGGCAACCGACCACAGAAGACCUGAGCAGGAUGGCCUACCUGAAGGCUGUCAUAAAGGAAACGUUACGCCUGUAUCCGGUAGUGUUCGGAAACGGACGCUUCGUUUCAGAGAAUGAGGUGAUCGUAAACAACUACUGGUUCCCCAAAAAGACUCAGUUCCACCUGUGUCACUACGCCGCCUGUCACGAUGAGGCAGAGUUCACUAACCCGGAGGACUUUGUCCCGGAGCGAUGGCUGAACGUGGAGUCUCCCAGCAGCCACAGCGGCAGAGCCACACCUGGUUUCUAUCAGCACCACCCGUACAGCUUCAUCCCGUUUGGCGUUGGGGUGCGGGCCUGUGUGGGGAAGAGGCUGGCUGAGAUGGAGAUGUACUUUGCUCUGUCCAGGCUGAUGCAGCACUACAGGGUGGAGCCUGAGGACGGAGCUCCAGUCGUUCCGCCUAAAACCAGAACUCUACUCGUCCCGUCGAAGUCCAUCAACCUGCGCUUCCUGUCCAGAGCCUGAAGGGUCAGAGGUCAAACACCUAUUUUUGUGGAGUCAGAAUUAAUAUUAACAUAAAA
Nematolebias whitei (Rio pearlfish) is the source of this 1424-nucleotide messenger RNA. Its product is annotated as sterol 26-hydroxylase, mitochondrial. Gene Ontology annotation, molecular function: heme binding; iron ion binding; oxidoreductase activity, acting on paired donors, with incorporation or reduction of molecular oxygen. Bases 1 to 1368 code for a protein of 455 amino acids. Gene Ontology annotation, biological process: glucocorticoid biosynthetic process; cellular response to peptide hormone stimulus; cortisol metabolic process. The transcript is spliced from 9 exons. NCBI's taxonomy places the organism in Eukaryota, Metazoa, Chordata, Actinopteri, Cyprinodontiformes, Rivulidae. The record is from RefSeq and is a predicted model, not a curated record. Gene Ontology annotation, cellular component: mitochondrial inner membrane.